Molecule: messenger RNA, 6753 nt
Organism: Xiphophorus maculatus (southern platyfish)
Lineage: Eukaryota; Metazoa; Chordata; Actinopteri; Cyprinodontiformes; Poeciliidae
Gene: camsap1b
Product: calmodulin-regulated spectrin-associated protein 1-B
Exons: 19
Coding region: 442-5070 (1542 amino acids)
Biological process (GO): neuron projection development; cytoplasmic microtubule organization; negative regulation of microtubule depolymerization
Cellular component (GO): microtubule minus-end
Molecular function (GO): microtubule minus-end binding; spectrin binding; calmodulin binding
Source: RefSeq, a predicted model, not a curated record
GAAAAGCAGGGAUGAAAAUGAUUUUCAUGGGCAGAGCGCGAACACACCGCGGGAUGCGUGUGUCUCCUCUCUACCAUGAAGCGUUUAAUACAGAGAUAGGUUCAUAAUCAAGAGAUUACCUGCUCUUGUUAUUUAUUUAUUUUUUAAAAUUUCAAUCAGAGAGUCUCGUCGCGGUUUUACUGCUUCUGUCUGGCGUCUGCGAGUCUGCCGCGGAGCGGUUGUCACACAGGCCGAGAAUCGGAUUCUGUUGCUGGGAGGAGACCACACAGACUCGCCUCCCUCCCUGCUAGCAUUAUUAUUAGCUGGCUACGAUGCGUGUCUGCGGCUGUUUUAUUUUCUACACAGCAGACCACGUUACAACGAGGCAGGUCUUUGGCUAAUUGGUUGUGUAACCCUGCAGUAUCUAAAGGGUGACUUGGAAAUACGCAGCACCUUUCAAGGAUGGAUGUUGACUUAUGCGCCGGCGGGGACGGUACCAGAAAAAAAGUGGAGUUACCUGUGGCUGCAGAUGGCACAAUGGAUGUAGUACCUUUGGAGAUGUACGACUCUGCCAGAGCAAAAAUAGCUGCAAACCUGCGGUGGCUUUUUGCCAAAGCCUAUGGCAUCGACCAUAUUCCAGAGGAUCUGCGGGACCCGUUCUACACAGACCAGUACGACCAGGAGCACAUCAAACCCCCCGUCAUCCGUCUGCUUCUGUCCUGCGAGCUUUACUGCCGUGUGUGCGCUCUUAUCCUGAAGACCGAGCAGGCCGCGUCACUUCAGUCCCACCUGUCUGUCAUCCAGGCUCUGUCCAGAAAGGGCAUUUAUGUCAUGGAGAGCGACGACACGCCCGUCACAGACGGGGACCUGGCCUGCAUUCCUAUCAAAAUGAGUGCACACAUUUCAAUGAUCGAUGCUCUCAUGAUGGCCUACACAGUUGAGAUGAUCAGCAUCGAGAAAGUGGUGGCUUCUGUCAAGCGCUUUUCUACCUUCAGUGCCUCUAAGGAGCUGCCCUUUGACCUUGAGGACGCCAUGGUCUUCUGGAUUAACAAGGUGAACAUGAAAAUGAGGGAGAUGACAGAAAGGGAACACAAAGUGAAGCAUCACCCUCUGGAGUCGCCCAGCCACCAAAAGUCUCCCUCCAAAUGGUAUUGGAAGCUAGUCCCUGUCCGGUAUCGUCGAGAGCACGCAUCAGGUCGCCAGCUGCCCUUCUUCCCGCUGCUGGAAGACCUCAUGAGGGAUGUUUGUGAUGGAGCUGCGCUGCUCACCGUGGUCCACUACUACUGCCCUCAUAUCAUGAAGCUGGAGGAUAUUUGCCUGAAGGAAGUCCCUUCCAUCGCUGAUAGCCUGUACAACAUCCAGCUGCUGAGAGAAUUUGCCAGUGAAUAUCUGAAUAAAAGCUGCUAUCUGACAAUGGAGGACAUGCUCUAUUCACCGCUUGUUCUCAAGCACAAUGUUAUGGUGUUCAUUGCUGAGCUGUUCUGGUGGUUUGAGACGGUCAAGCCAGAGUUCGUCCAACCCAGGGACCUUCAAGAGUUUAAAGAUGCUCGAGCCAUAGCUCAUCCCAAGAGUGCCCGCCCAUCAGUGCCCAUCUCCAACGCCACCAAGCGCAGCUUUCUGACUAGUCCUGGCGUGGCAGAUAACCAGAGCAACCCCGAAGUCUGUAACAGGUACUUCCUGCACCCCGAAGGCUCUGACCCUCUUAAGGGCGGUCCUGCCUUCAGUCCCUCUCAUCCACUGCUUCCUCUUAGACAGAGGCAACAAAAGCAGCAAGGGGAUGACGGCGGAGGCUUGAGAAACCGUUCAAACUCUCUCAGUCAGAUGGACGGACAACAACUCAGAGGCUCUGCUGCAGCGUGGCUCGACAAAAGGCAAAGACCCCUGUCCACACUGAGCCCCUUCAUGCUGCAUUCGGCCACUGACAGCGACGCUGACAUUGCCUCUGGCGACAGCGUGAGUCUGGCUCGCUCCAUUAGCAAGGACAGCCUGGCGUCGAACGUCACCAACGUCACUCCUAAACAUCAAACCGUCGUCCACCAGUCGUCCCUCGCUGCCAUGCGAAGAGUCAACGGCCACAACCUACUGAGUCACGUCAACAUGGAGGACGGGGAAGAAACUCUCGCCGACGCUACUGUCAUCCCAAAACAAUCCGAUGGGCCUGUGGCGUCUGCCACAGUCAUACCCAAACCUUCCUCCGACUCCACGUCUGCCGCUGACGGCUUUUACCUUGAACCACUGAUGCCUGCCGUUCUGAAAACGGCUAAAGAAAAAUCUGUAUGUCUGAACAAAGAGGAGGAGAGCGGGGAGGGGCCCCGCUCGGCAGGUAGGGGUUCCUUACGCCGUGGAGAUGGGUCUUCAGCAGCCGUCCGCAGAAAAGCUCCCUCUGAUCUCAACCAGACGUUUCCCGCUCCAGGCGAAGAGGAACGCUUGGUGGACAAGCGACAGCAGACGGAUUUCAGACCGGUCAUAACCAGCAGCGUUAACUAUUCGUCCAGAGAGUCAGCCGAAGGUUUCUACCUACACUCGGACUCUGACGAGCCAAAGUGCGUGCAAUGUCCGGAGGCGGAGCUGGAGGACCUGGAUGAGGAAGAGGAAGAUCUGGACGAAGCUCUGACCACUAAAGACUCAAGGAAAGGUUACAGUGAAGCAGACGAAGAGGAGUCAGCCAAGCUCCAGGAGGACAUGAAUGUCAAAGAGCACGAAGACAAAGACUUUAAUGGCGGCAGCGGCCGCUCCAGCCCCUGCCUCAGCACACACUCCCAAGCUAGCAGCAUGGCCAGCGGCAGCGUGCGCAUGACCUCCUUUGCCGAGCGAAAAGCGCAGCAGCAGCGCUUCGGCAGCAACCAUGACCUGCGCUCCAGCGCCUCCAGCUCCCAGAGGACGACCCCGGACGGGUCGGAGAGCAGCGGACCCCUGUCGUCGUCUUGGAGACUGAAGAGAGAUCAGAGCCCCUCGUCCCCCUUGGGGGGGUGCAAUCGUCCAGGUGACGGCGGCACCAACGUGCUGGCCUCUGAAAUUGUUCAGCUCCGGAUGCAGCUGGAGGAGAAGCGGCGUGCUAUCGAGCACCAGAAGAAGAAGAUGGAGGUGCUGGCGGCGAGGCAGAGACAGAAGUUGGGGAAAGCAGCAUUUCUGCACAUUGUUAAGAAAGGAGGUGGACGGAGUGACACGCUGCCCAGCUCACUCAAAGCCGACAUCUCUAAAGAUGAUCUCAAUGGGGAGAAAGGACCCUUAAGCAAAGACGAUAUGUGUGUCGACACGCUACGGGGUGAGAAAGAGGUAGAGGGGACGGGUGCUUUAGAAGCGGACAAGAAGGGGAACGGUGGGAGCUUUUAUCUCGACGAGGAACUGGAUCUGAACGAGUGCAGCCGCUCCAUCGAGCUGCUGAACGAAGCCAUCGGCAGCAUCCAGCAGCAGAUGAUGCAGCUGUCACUGCAGCAGGAGAUGCUGAUGAAACAGAAUGUGCAAUCCCCACCCGGCGCAGCGCCACCUCCUCCGCACACAGGAGACAAAAACGGUGACUCGAAGGCGGGAGGCUUUCACUUCAUGGAGCACCUUUCUGGGACGGGCAGCGCUCCCACCAGGAAGCCGCCCAAGCUGAGCUCAGGCCGGAGCUCCAGGUCCAAGCCGUCCGAGCUGAAGCUAGCGAAGGAGCAGAGCCGACCGGCCUCCAGGGCUCUCACCCCGUCCCAGGGCGGGUCAGAAAUGUUAGCAAACCCACGGCAGUUAUCUGGGGGCAGGUCCCCCAGAGGCGAUCGAAACCCCACUGCUGCGGAGAUGAUGGACCGACCAGGAUCUGGGCAUAUCAGAAGCGCCACCUUCCGCCUUCACGACGAGGCCAACAUGCGCCUGCCAACCCGCGUCGACCUAGCGUGCGUGCCUGCAUCGGAACCGUUUGGCGAGUCUGGGUCCAGCACGCAGGUAGAGGGCGACGUCAGUUCCUCAGAGAAGGAGGGAGUCCUGUCAGAAGAGGCGCAGCGAAGCAAAACCCACCUGAUCGAGGUGGAUCUGUCCGAACUGAAGGCCCCAGCGGAAGAGGAGGGUGCCGAGGACGGAGCGACAGAGGAGGGCGAUGGAGAGCAGAAGUCAGUCAUGGGCUUCUUCUUCAAGGAUGAGCAGAAAGCUGAAGAUGAACUUGCGAAGAAGAGGGCAGCAUUCCUGCUGAAACAACAGAAGAAAGCCGAGGAGGCUCGUAUUCGCAAACAGCAACUAGAAGCUGAAUCUGAACUGAAACGAGACGAAGCCAGGCGAAAGGCAGAGGAGGACCGCUUGCGUAAAGAGGAGGAGAAGACGCGGCGGGAGCUGAUAAAGCAGGAGUAUCUGCGGCGGAAGCAGCAGGAGAUGUUUGAGGAGCAAGGCCUGGUGAAGCCCAAAACGCCCAAGCCCAAGCAGAAACACAAACACAAGGCAGUUAUCAGAGAGGAAUCUGCCACUGAUCAUUUCUCCAAGUGCUCUUCCACACCAGACAACCUGAUCAACGCCCAGUCAGGCUCCAAUCUGUCUCUGGCCUCUGCGGCGACAAACGAGGCCGACAGCGUCAACUCCGGAGGGGCCGGCUCCCAGCGCUGUGACUCUGUGGAGUCGUUUCCAGGCAGUCGGAACAACAGCCGAGCCGCAGAGAGAGACUGGGACAAUGGCUCCACUGCGUCUUCCAUCACUUCCAUGGCUGAAUACACUGGCCCUAAACUCUUCAAGGAGCCCAGUGCCAAGUCAAAUAAGCCCAUCAUUCACAAUGCAAUCUCUCAUUGCUGCCUGGCGGGGAAAGUCAACGAACCCCAGAAGAAUCAGAUCCUGGAGGAGCUGGAGAAGUGUGAAUCCAACCACCUGAUGAUCCUGUUUCGUGAUGGCGGCUGCCAGUUCCGGGCACUCUACUCCUACUUCCCCGACACGGAAGAGAUCCACAAGCUGACGGGCACCGGACCCAAGAGCAUCAGCAAGAAGAUGAUCGACAAGCUGUACAAGUACAGCUCGGACCGCAAACAGUUCACCGUCAUCCCUGCCAAGACUGUGUCGGUGAGCGUGGACGCCCUGACCAUCCACAACCACCUGUGGCAGGCCAAGAGAAGCGCUGUGCCAAAGAAAACGGGGAAGUAGCGGACCGCUUUCCGAUCUGCACCGUCUUAUCUCGCCGCCCAGCUUGGCCUGGAAACCUGCUUGGGAGGAUUGACGUCUAGGUGGAGGGACUGGUGAAUCAUCUCCUCCUCCCUGUGAUAUCGGUGUGAUUGCUUCAGGUUUAUUUUAGUUAUUUUGAAGCAAGCAUGUGGCAUUGUUUCUCUAAUAUGUAGAGAACGUCCAUUUUUACAUGGAGUAUUUAUUAGUUCAGCACUGUCGUGGUUGAAAGCUCGGCCGCAGCACUAAAUCCCCUUCUUCUCCUUCGGAUAAAUGUAGGCAUGAAGGUGGAGAGACGUUUGUUUUAACCGUUUAGGAUCAUCGGACCGCUCCGUCAAUCUGUUCCCAUGUUGACUGUCAAAUCAGGCUGGGAUCGCCGACUUCUGCCUCCCCACCGAUCUCCAGAAUCCUGCUGCUCUGAACUUUUUUUUCUUCUUUUUGUCAGGAUGGAGGAAACUCCAGACAUCCUUUUGCCUUCUCUCACACAUCGUGGUACUAUCAUCCAUUUAUACAGCCGCUUUUUAAACUAGACGCUGAUCGUGUAGCACCAGGUAGGUGUGUUGCAAAAAAGGGAAAAAACUGAUCAUUUAACUACAUUUUUAUUUGUUGAAGCAUCCCUUUUUUUUUCCCUUCAGGAGUUUUAGAAAAACGGGGAAACUACAGGCCUUGGUACAACAGUUUUUGUUUCGUUUUAGCUUUUUUAAAAUCGUUUUUAUUGAAGCGAUGUGGUUCAAGUUUACUCAGAUGUUAUGUGUUUUCAUCAUAACGGAAAUUCUCUGAUGUUUAGAGCUUAGUUGUGUUUUUGUUUUUGUUUCUCUCCACCGAGCACUCUUGAAUUGUCCUGUACAAAGGUGCACUCAAAAUACUUGUCGACAGCUUCUUUUCAUGCAAUGUAACCCCUCCGCCUCUUCCUCCCCUCUGAGUAUUUACAUCCCGUCUUUAUUCACACGAGCAGAGGACACUCUCGUCGUGAAGGGUGCUUCUCGCUUUGCUCCACUGACAGUAUUUGAUAUCCUCACGCUGGGGGGAGGGGUUGAGGGAGGGCUUGUGGCUCAGUUGUGUACCAACAUUAAAGAACAUUCCUCCAAGGUGUUGACAAGCACUGCCACAUCGUCUCUCUUCUUCACUGUCUUUGCAAAACUUCAAAGUGCUUCUUCUUCUUCCUUUUUUUUUUUUCUUUCUUUUUGUUAAAUAAACCAUUUGUUGGCCUCGAACAACCAGAAGUGUCGCACAAGCACUUUACUUUCUGUUCGGUUUCAGAGUUUGACAAACUAAUCCGUAACACUGCUGUUUGUAUAAAGAAAAAUCAAACGCUAAAGAUUUGAUACUGAUGGCUGCAGCUAAAGGCAUCACUGAAACGUUGCUACUGCUGUCUCUCCAAAAGUUACUCAAUACUUGAUGAAUCAUUUGCUGCAUUUCGAUGUGCGUGUGUGUGUCUGUGUGUGUGGAGGGGUGCUUAAGUGGUGGAAAGUGGUCUUUAAAUGUAUGAAAGUAUAUUUUUAUGUUAACUAAAAGAUUGUAUUGGCAUUUGAUCACCAUUUUUUGUUACACUAUUGUACUUUUCAUCCAUGUUUGAUUUUAUCUUUGAUCCCAUGUCAUCUAUUUAUUUUAAAAUUGAAGCACUGAAACAAUAAAUUUCCAAGUAAAUAAAAGUCACUUUUUUUUCCA